Messenger RNA from Perca fluviatilis (European perch), 3462 nucleotides. Its product is annotated as pre-mRNA-splicing factor cwc-21-like. The transcript has 27 exons. The record is from RefSeq and is a predicted model, not a curated record. The coding region runs from base 2343 to 3455 and encodes 370 amino acids. NCBI's taxonomy places the organism in Eukaryota, Metazoa, Chordata, Actinopteri, Perciformes, Percidae.
UAUAUGACUGCAGUCCGCGCAGCAUGCUCCGCUUCCGCCGCAUUCUGCACCAAGGCUUUUUGCUGGCUCGUGUUACACUUGACGUCCCCAUCAAGAACUUUAUCGCUUAACGUUAGUAGUCUCCGUCUUGUGUCGCUGUCUCACGGUGUUGCACUUGAGUCGACGUCUCCAUCAAGGAAUUUGCCGCUAGCUACUUAAGCUAGCUCCUCGUGUUGCUGUCUGACAGGGUUGCACUUGAGUCUACGUCCCCAUCAAGGACUUUGACGUGCUAGCUACUUAAGCUAGCUAGCUUAGUUGCCAAGGAAGGCUGUCGCAGUUUGACGGUGUUGCACUUGAGUCGACGUCCCAUCAAGGACUUUGAUCCCUCAUUCAUCUGAGUAGCUGACAAGAGAAGGUUAAAGAUGGCCUAUUUAAGAAUGUGGAGGAAACGUAGAGCAGACAUCAAUGAACUUCUCCACUCUGACGAAGACACUGCGGUGACAAUUGAUGACGCAGUAACCACAAAUGACAGAGAGGAAACAACCAAUGAUGAUGGUGGAAGCAAUACUGAUGACCACAGCAUCAGUGUGACCACUGAUGGUUCAGACUUUGACACUGACAUCGGAAUAUGUGAAUCAGAUGUGGAGAUUUUGAACCCUGAACCAGAGGUCCAAGUUAGAAACAUCGGCAAUGACUUGCGAGAGUGGAGUACAAGACAUCAAAUUACUAAUAGGUCCCUAAAUGAAUUGUUGCAGAUUCUAAGGGAUCAUGGACAUGUACUCCCUAAAGAUGCACGCACAUUACUAGACACUCCUCAAGUCAUUGACAGUCAUUCAAAAUGUAAUGGACAGUAUAUUUACUAUGGCUUGGAGGGGGGCAUUUCCCGUGUACUGUCUCAAAAUGAUGCUUUUAGACAACAACACAGUACAGUCAGUUUGGAUGUCAACAUUGAUGGACUACCAAUCUUCAAAAGUAGUAAAGUCCAGUUCUGGCCAAUACUGGUUACAUUUAGCAAUUUCAGUCCAUUUAUUGUGGCAUUGUACUGCGGGGAAAGCAAACCUGAGCCCCUUGAUGCGUAUCUUCAUGACUUUUUGGAGGAGUUCAAAAAUCUCCAACAGAAUGGCCUGGUGUUUCGUGAGAAAAAGUAUGCCGUAAAUGUUCGUACCUUUAUCUGUGAUGCACCCGCAAGAGCAUAUUUAAAAUGCAUUAAAGGUCAUACUGCAUAUGACAGCUGUGAGAGGUGCCAAGUGAAAGGUCAGUAUGUUGAAAGAAGAGUUGUCUUCAAUCAGAUGACAUCAACCUUGCGCACAGAUGAAGGAUUUAGUCAGUUAGAGUAUUCCUGCCAUCAAAAUGGAUCUAGCCCUUUAAUAGCUGCUGGGAUUCCCUGUGUCAGUGCCUUUGUUUUGGAUUAUAUGCAUACGGUUUGCUUGGGAGUUGUUAGGCGGCUGUUGGUGUAUCUGACUCGAGGCCCAAAACUGUGUAGGCUUUCUCUGAGACAGAAAAAUGAAAUCUCACAAAAACUAAACCUGCUACGAGGCCAGAUGCCCAGUGAGUUUGCACGACAGCCCCGUGGCCUUCAGGAGUUGGACAGGUGGAAAGCCACAGAGUUCCGUCAGUUUCUUCUGUACACGGGACCCAUAGUACUAAAAAAUACAGUCUCCUCACAGCUGUAUGCUCAUUUUGUGACAUUAACCGUGGCAGUAUCCAUCAUGCUGGACUCAGAUGAGAGGAAAAGAGCUGCCUAUUUGGAUUUUUCUGCUGAUCUGAUGAGGCACUUUGUGUCUAGCUGCCCUGCACUCUAUGGAAAAACAUUUACGGUGUACAAUGUGCAUGCCCUGUUACACAUCCAUGAAGAUGUCUCUCGUUUCAGGUGCUCUUUAAAUGACAUAUGUUGCUUUCCAUAUGAGAACUAUUUGCAGCAGAUCAAAAGAUUGGUCAGGACUGGCCAAAAUCCAUUAGCGCAGGUGUCCAAACGCCUGGUCGAAAUUGAACAUGCCCAGGGGAAUUCCACUGCACAGCCUAAAGCAAAGCCCCAAAUGUACAUUUCAUCAAAAAGAAGAGACAGCUGUUUCCUUCUGGAAGAUGAGAGCUUUGCUUUUGUUCAAGAGAGGAGGGGAGAUGGUACAGUUGUUUGCGAUGUGGUAAAACAGAGACACACUGUCGACCUGUUUGACAAACCAUGUCCGUCAAACCUCUUGAACAUUGCUUACAUAGGGAAUGGCCGUAGACUUAGAAGAAAAGAAGUCAAGGAAAAAGACCUUGGUCGAAAAGUAGCCUGCCUUCCUUUCAACAAUGGCUCUGUCAUGAUUCCUCUGCUGCAUGGCAUUGAACAUUCAUGAUGAAGAUUGGCAAGACAUUAAGUUAUGCUUUUCGUCAGGGCCGUGUGGAAUGAAAAUGGGAAGGAAAUGGAGGGGACCAUCCCUGAUGCCUGGGUUAAUGUAGCUGAGAAAACCCUUCGAUGGCCAAAGACGAGGGCAAAAUAUUGUUUUGACAACCAUGUGGCUCCUAAGGAGGACUGGGAAACUUUCCCAUUGUUGAAAGUAAAAAUUACCUCAGAAAGUUUCCAUGAGUGUGAAGACUACGAUCAAACCAGCCAUGCUGAACUAUGUGAAGAAGAUGAAGACGAAGAGGUUGUAGUCCAAAAAAGGAUGAAAAAAAAAAAACAUUUUGACGAUUUUGUUGAAGGAUCUGACCUGUCUGAGGCGACUGCUGAGGAGGAUGAUAAAGAAAAGCGGAAAGGAGAUUCCAGUCCAAUAAUUCCAGUAUUUCCCACUCCACCAAUCAAGUUAAAGAAUGUGGGCGUCAACAGAUCAAAUAGUGGUUCACCCAGGUCUGCGGGCCGUGACAGGUCAACUGGUCGUACAGCCAGGUCUGCAGGCCGUGACAGGUCAACUAGUGGUUCACCCAGGUCUGCGGGCCGUGACAGGUCAACUAGUCGUUCACCCAGGUCUGCAGGCCGUGACAGGACAACUAGUCGUACAGCCAGGUCUGCGGGCCGUGACAGGACAACUAGUCGUUCACCCAGGUCUGCGGGCCGUGACAGGUCAACUAGUCGCACACCCAGGUCUUUGGACAGGUCAACUAGUGGUUCACCCAGGUCUGCGGGCCGUGACAGGUCAACUAGUCGUUCACCCAGGUCUGCAGGCCGUGACAGGACAACUAGUCGUACAGCCAGGUCUGCGGGCCGUGACAGGACAACUAGUCGCACACCCAGGUCUUUGGACAGGUCAACUUGUGUUUUGGGUUCCACAGAUUCGUCCAGGUCCAGGUCUGUGGGCCGGGACAGUUCAAUUAGUUGUUCAUCCAGGUCUGUGGGCCGGGACAAUUCAAGCAGUCGUGUACACAGGUCCCAGGCUGUGGAAGGUCUUUCACAUGAAAUGUCCAGUUAUAAUAGGGAUGUGCCAACCACAUUCCCCCUGUCAGAAGCGAAGAGCACACUUUUACUGAAAUGCCUUGCUGUUACCAGAGAACCAUGAUUAUAGU